This is a messenger RNA of Fusarium proliferatum ET1, 1446 nucleotides long. RefSeq names its product putative hexokinase. Gene Ontology annotation, cellular component: mitochondrion; cytosol. The record is from RefSeq and is a predicted model, not a curated record. Gene Ontology annotation, biological process: glycolytic process; intracellular glucose homeostasis; glucose 6-phosphate metabolic process. Gene Ontology annotation, molecular function: ATP binding; mannokinase activity; fructokinase activity. The coding region runs from base 1 to 1446 and encodes 481 amino acids. NCBI's taxonomy places the organism in Eukaryota, Fungi, Ascomycota, Sordariomycetes, Hypocreales, Nectriaceae. The transcript has 5 exons.
AUGUCAGGAUCAAUGGCCGAUGUCCCUAAGGAUCUCGCCGAUGAGAUUCACAAGCUCGAGAAGCUCUUUACGGUAGAGUCCGCUAAGCUCAAGGAGAUUACCGACCAUUUUGUCUCCGAAUUAGCCAAAGGCCUCAGUGUUGAGGGGGGUAGCAUCCCUAUGAACCCUACCUGGGUCAUGUCAUACCCCGAUGGCUAUGAAACCGGAACCUACCUGGCCUUGGACAUGGGCGGAACAAACCUGCGAGUCUGCCAAAUCACCCUGACCGAAGAGAAAUCCGAGUUCGAUAUCCUCCAGUCCAAGUACCGCAUGCCCGAGGAGCUCAAGUCUGGUACAUCUGAGGAGCUUUGGGAAUACAUUGCCGAGUGUCUUUACCAGUUCCUCGAGACUCACCAUGGAGACUGCAGCAAGCUGGAGAAAAUUCCUCUGGGUUUCACAUUCUCGUACCCUGCCACCCAGAACUAUAUCGAUGAGGGUAUCCUGCAGCGAUGGACCAAGGGCUUCGACAUUGAUGGUGUUGAGGGCAAGAAUAUCGUACCCAUGUUUGAGGAGGCCCUGAAGGCUCGCGGCGUCCCCAUCAAGCUUGCGGCUAUCAUUAAUGAUACUACUGGCACAUUGAUCGCUUCAGCCUAUACCGAUACCGCUAUGAAGAUCGGCUGCAUCUUUGGUACUGGUUGCAAUGCUGCUUACAUGGAAGACUGCGGUUCCAUUCCUAAGAUUGCCGACCUGAAUUUGCCCGCCGAUCUGCCCAUGGCCAUCAACUGCGAGUGGGGAGCUUUUGACAACGAGCACAAGGUCCUCCCCCGAACUGCCUACGAUGUGACUAUCGAUAAGGAGUCUCCUCGCCCAGGACAACAAGCCUUCGAAAAGAUGAUUGCUGGUCUCUACCUUGGCGAGAUUUUCCGACUCAUCCUUGUUGACCUUCACGAUAACAAGGCCAUCCAUAUCUUUGAGAACCAAGAUAUCGCUCUGUUACGCAAGCCUUACUCCCUCGAUGCUUCCUUCCUGUCUGCUAUUGAAGAGGACCCCUGGGAGAACCUGACUGAGACGUAUGAUCUCUUCGUCAAGAAGCUGAACCUGAAGCCCACACGCCCCGAACUGGAGCUCGUUCGAAGGACCGCCGAGCUCAUUGGCACACGUGCUGCUCGCCUUUCGGCUUGUGGUGUUGCUGCUAUCUGCAAGAAGAAGGGAUACGAAUCUUGCCACGUCGGUGCUGAUGGCUCCGUGUUCAACAAGUACCCCUACUUCAAGGAGCGAGGAGCUCAGGCUCUGCGAGAGAUUCUUGACUGGCCUGCGAAGACCGACAAGAAGGCCGAGGACCCUAUUGAGGUUCUUACUGCUGAGGACGGCAGUGGUGUCGGCGCCGCCCUGAUAGCCGCCCUGACCCUUAAGCGAAUCAAUGAGGGCAACAUGGCGGGUAUCCUCCAUCCCGAGAACUUCAAAUAA